AUGGUCAAUUUUUCUAACCAGCUCAUGGGAACACUGUUACUUCUUACCAUUGCAGGCCUAACGCGAGGACAGACCUCCAACAUAUCGUAUCGGAUUGUUAAUGGAAGCAGCGUCUCCAUAUUGGAAUACCCGUUCCUGGUGUCGCUGCAGCGUUGGGAGAAGGACACAAAGACGCACAUCUGCGGUGGUACACUGAUCAGUGAUUUAUGGGUUCUUACAGCAGGACACUGCGUCGACGAAAUUGAGCGGGACCUGUCGGUUAUAGUGCGUGCCGAAUCGUCCUUCCACGCGUCCGGUGGUGUGCUACUGACCGUAAGCCGCGCGCUGAAGCACGAAAACUUCCGCUACAGUUCUCCCGGGAUUGACUUUGAUUUUGGUUUGCUCAAGCUGAGCAGUAAGUUCGAGCGAGCGGUCCCGGUACCGCUCAUUGCCAGGCAUCGACGGAUUCCGGCCGGAGAGCUGUGCACCGUCGUAGGCUGGGGUAUGACCAAGGGAACUGGCGAUCGGGAGCAGCUCCGGAUGGUACGAUUGCCGAUUGUGGCGCAGUCGGUGUGUAGCGAGGCGUACUCACUGUUUGAGCCCAUCACGUGGCGUAUGCUGUGCGCUGGGUACGAAGACGGGGGCCGGGAUGCGUGUGAGGGCGAUUCGGGUGGACCACUGCUCUGCCGAGGUAUGCAGGUUGGAAUCAUCUCUUGGGGUGUUGGCUGUGCCAAGCCGAACCGCUAUGGCGUCUACAGCAGCAUAUCGAACCAACGGUCCUGGAUCCAACAGAUAACCGCUGGCGAAGGUGGAAGCACUCAGCGACUCUCCUUCCGAAUCGUUAACGGUACGGCCACCGAGAUCACCAACUAUCCGUACAUUGUGUCGAUUCAACGUUGGACACCCUUGGAAAAGACGCACAUCUGCGGUGGAACACUCAUCAGCAAUAGCUGGGUACUGAGUGCAGCCCAUUGUGUGGAGUAUGUAUAUCGACUCACUCCCCAGACCGCUAUGGUACGCGCCAACUCAUCGUUCUACCGGAAAGGUGGCAAACUGCACCGGAUCGCGCAAGUGAUCAAGCAUGAGAACUUCACCUACAUCACUGGCGACUACGAUUAUGGAUUGCUGAAGCUGCAGCAGAGGUAUCUGCGGGCAGCACUCGCUAGAUUACCUUCCGGUAAGCGACGCUUCCCUCCCGGGGAGCUGUGUGAGGUGAUCGGUUGGGGUUACACCUUGGGACCGGAAUCGAGGGAACAGCUGCGUUCGGUUGCGCUACCGAUCGUUCGGCAGUCAAUUUGCCGUAAGGCGUACCAGUCAACCGAUGAGAUAACGGGUCGCAUGAUGUGUGCCGGAUAUGCAGAAGGUUUGCGCGAUGCGUGUGAUGGUGAUUCUGGUGGGCCGCUCAUCUGCCGUGGACAGCAGGCUGGUAUCAUCUCGUGGGCGAUCGGUUGUGCCCGGCCCAACAAGUACGGCGUGUACAGUAGCAUCGCAGCGGGUCGUGAGUGGAUUAAGCGACAAACUGGCGUCUAG
Molecule: messenger RNA, 1509 nt
Organism: Anopheles aquasalis
Lineage: Eukaryota; Metazoa; Arthropoda; Insecta; Diptera; Culicidae
Product: transmembrane protease serine 9-like
Biological process (GO): proteolysis
Molecular function (GO): serine-type endopeptidase activity
Source: RefSeq, a predicted model, not a curated record